Messenger RNA from Lepus europaeus (European hare), 744 nucleotides. It is a transcript of the gene RPS9, whose product is annotated as ribosomal protein S9. Lineage: Eukaryota; Metazoa; Chordata; Mammalia; Lagomorpha; Leporidae. Bases 109 to 693 code for a protein of 194 amino acids. Gene Ontology annotation, cellular component: cytosolic small ribosomal subunit. The transcript is spliced from 5 exons. Gene Ontology annotation, molecular function: structural constituent of ribosome; rRNA binding. The record is from RefSeq and is a predicted model, not a curated record. Gene Ontology annotation, biological process: positive regulation of translational fidelity; translation.
CGUCACACGCGGGCGGCGUUGCUAUAAGAGCGUGGCCGGGGCACGCGCGCUCCUCUUUCGGGCGUACGGGAUCCUUCCGGGAGGCGCGGACCGCGAAGCGGAGCCAACAUGCCGGUGGCCCGGAGCUGGGUGUGUCGCAAGACGUACGUGACCCCGCGGAGACCCUUCGAGAAGUCCCGCCUCGACCAGGAGCUGAAGCUGAUCGGCGAGUACGGGCUGCGGAACAAGCGCGAGGUGUGGAGGGUCAAGUUCACGCUGGCCAAGAUCCGCAAGGCCGCCCGCGAGCUGCUGACGCUGGACGAGAAGGACCCGCGCCGGCUGUUCGAAGGCAACGCCCUGCUGCGGCGGCUGGUCCGCAUCGGGGUGCUGGACGAGGGCAAGAUGAAGCUGGACUACAUCCUGGGGCUGAAGAUCGAGGACUUCCUGGAGAGGCGCCUGCAGACCCAGGUCUUCAAGCUGGGCCUGGCCAAGUCCAUCCACCACGCGCGCGUGCUGAUCCGCCAGCGCCACAUCAGGGUGCGCAAGCAGGUGGUGAACAUCCCGUCCUUCAUCGUGCGCCUGGACUCCCAGAAGCACAUCGACUUCUCCCUGCGCUCGCCCUACGGCGGGGGCCGGCCCGGCCGCGUGAAGAGGAAGAACGCCAAGAAGGGCCAGGGCGGGGCGGGGGCUGGAGACGACGAGGAGGAGGACUGAGCCUCCCGCCCAGCCGCGGGGGUCUGUAAUAAAGGCACCCAACCUGGAGAA